GAGCUGCGAUUGUUGAGGAGAUACGACCGUGACAAAUUAGGGAUACCGGCUGGCAAAUGACUGUCUGCAAACGCUUGGACAUCCAUGCUUACCCCAGAAGACAUGUCUCCAAAGGUCUCUUCACAAUCUCCAAGUCAAAAACAGACUAUGGGAGGUGCACAGUACUACAUAGAGCCAUGGCUGCAUGGAACUCUAAUUCCACAUCAGUGUGAUCCACAGGUAGAUACCAUGAACUACGUGGGCCAGCUGGCAGGCCAGGUGCUUGUGACUGUGAAGGAGCUGUAUAAGGGCAUCAACCAGGCCACGCUUUCCGGCUGCAUCGACGUGGUGGUGGUCAGACAGCCUGACGGGACCUUCCACUGCUCCCCCUUCCAUGUACGCUUUGGGAAACUUGGCGUGCUGCGCUCCAAGGAGAAAGUGAUUGACAUUGAGAUCAAUGGAGAACCAGUGGAGCUGCACAUGAAGCUGGGGGACAACGGAGAGGCCUUCUUUGUUCAGGAAACGGAGCAGCAUAAUGAGAUCGUCCCUGCCCACCUUGUGACUUCGCCCAUCCCGACAGAGGAGGCUCUUUGGAGGGGCAGAGAGUCUAGAGCUGGAGGGUCGGGUCUGGAGGGUGGGCUGCAGCCCCCUCAGGGGUGCUCAGAGGACCCAGCCUCCUCCUCUGCCACCCUCCUCCCCCCCAGCACCACAGCAGGGAAAAAGAAGAAGAGACGCAGGAGGAAGCACAAAGCAGAUCCCCGGAAGGAGGAGCAACAGACCCCUACUGCUUGUGGGGAGGAGGUCUGUGAGCUGAGCUCAGACGAUGAGCACGGUGGCACACACAACAACAGCAGGGCCUCUUCGUUCUCCACAGUGAAGGACACAGUGGAAAACAGGCAGCACCCCACCCUCCACUCUCUGGACAGAUAUCCUUUCUCUGAUGGAGACUGGUCUACCGGCGGCAGCCUCAGCAGAUCAUCAAGAUCCCUGUCCGAGCCCAUGUCUCCAAAGAGCGACUCUGAGCUGAUGGUGAAGUCAUCAGAGAGCAUGCUCAGAGCAGAGUCACACAUGCAGUGGUCUUGGGGAGAGUUCCCAGAAUCCACCAGGGUCUGUAAGAAAGAGCGCUCGGAGCUGACUAAGACGGUUACUAUAACUCCAUCAGAGAGCACCCACUUCAGGGUCAUCUUCAGCUCUGAGGCCAUGGGGGUGGAGGCAGGGGGCAUCCACAACACUCUGGACCCUGUGUGUGGACCUGCCAUCGUCAAACCAGAACCCCGGACUCCCAAACAAAGUGCCCUCCAUAGCUCCAAACACCACCCACCUGACUCUCUAUCUGAAACCCAUUGUCCCCCCCAACCUGAACCGUGUCCCCUCAAACUAGAGCCAGGUGCUCUCACAGCAGAGUCCUAUCCCACCCUCGCCCCCCUUCUGCCCAAGCCUGAGCGUAGGGCUCGUUGGACCUCUACUCCCCCCAGUAUGCUUGGUUCCAGCCGGAGGGACAGUGGCUCUGCUGCCUGUGGGGCCAGCCGCAUGGCUGGGGACCUGGGGCCCAUUGGCUCCAAGACUGACUCCCCGUCCAAGAGGAGAGGUGUGAGAAAGAGGAGUCAACACCAGGGUCCUGAGGAUAUUUACCUGGAUGACCUGAACGCUAUGGAGCCUGAUAUUGUUGCACGCUACUUAGGUCCCAAGAGUGAGUCCGAGGCGGUCCCUAAGCACUGGGUAGAGGUGGGCCGGCGCGAUGGGUCCCAGUCUCCCCAGUCUGUGGGCAGUGCAGCGGCCGACAGCGGGACCGAUUGUCUGUCUGACUCUGCUGGGGAUCUACCAGAUGUCACCCUGUCUCUCUGUGGAGGAGUCGGAGAGAACUCUGAAAUCUCCAAAGAGAAAUUCAUGGAGCACAUCAUCACAUAUCACGAAUUUGCUGAAAAUCCAGCAAUUAUAGACAAUCCCAAUUUGGUGGUUAGAAUUUCAAACCGAUAUUACAACUGGACAUUGGCAGCUCCGCUGAUACUGAGUAUGCAAGCUUUCCAGAAGAACCUGCCCAAGGCCACAGAAGAGGCGUGGGUGAAGGAGAAGAUGCCUAAGAAGUCUGGCCGCUGGUGGUUCUGGAGGAAGAGCAGCGUCAAACAGUCUUCAGAGGCCAAGCUGGACAGACAGGAGUCCCUGUCAGAGACACACAGAGACACAGAGAGCCCUGUCCUUGAUCAACAAAGUCCAGCAGUCCCACAGCAGAAAGUAGCAGAAGACUCCUCCAGUGAUGAAGAAUCUAAAGAGCUGAAUGCACUGGCACCUACUGAGCGUGUGCAGACAGAGAUUUCAGCACCAACCGGAUCACACUCCUACAAGAAGUCUCUCCGCCUCUCAACUGACCAGAUAGUGAGUUUGAAACUGCGGGAGGGGCCUAAUGACGUCACCUUCAGCAUCACCACUCAGUACCAGGGCACGUGUCGCUGCGAGGGCACCAUUUACCUGUGGAACUGGGAUGACAAAGUCAUUAUCUCCGACAUCGACGGCACCAUCACCAAGUCAGAUGUGUUUGGCCAAAUCCUCCCUCAGCUUGGAAAAGACUGGACUCAUCAAGGCAUCGCUAAGCUCUACCACUCAGUGCAUGAGAAUGGCUACAAGUUCCUGUACUGUUCGGCGCGGGCCAUCGGCAUGGCCGACAUGACCAGAGGGUACCUGCACUGGGUGAACGACCGGGGUACCAUCCUGCCUCAAGGACCCCUCAUGCUCUCCCCUAGCAGCCUCUUCUCUGCCUUUCAUAGGGAGGUAAUUGAAAAGAAGCCAGAGAAGUUCAAGAUUGAAUGCCUCACAGACAUCAAGAACCUCUUCUACCCAAACACACAUCCCUUCUAUGCAGCCUUUGGAAACCGAACAAAUGAUGUGUUUGCCUAUAAGCAAGUGGGUGUCCCUGUGUGUCGGAUAUUCACAGUCAAUCCCAAAGGAGAGCUCAUCCUAGAGCAAUCAAAAGGCAAUAAAACAUCGUACGGCCGACUGAGUGAACUGGUAGAGCACGUUUUUCCUUUACGCAGUAAGGAGCAGAGCGCCACCUUCAGUUUCCCAGAAUUCAGUUCUUUCUGCUUCUGGAGACAGCCAAUCGAUGAAGUCUGUCUUGAGGAGCUGCUCUGAGACAACCAAUCGCUGAAGUCUGUCUUCAGGAGCUGCCCUGAUUCUGAUUGGGCAAUUCCCACAGCUGUGGUAUUAUUUUCAUGUAUUAAGGUAGUAUUAAGGUAGUAAUACAGACACUUUGGUACGUAGAUAAACUUUGUUUUUUGGAUGAAAAAAAAAAAUCACUUGAAAUCAACCUCAAAUCGGCAUAGGCAAUAUUGUGUGUUGCGUAAUAAUUUCAUGGCUCUUUCCGUGAUUGCUUGCACUUCCUUAAUAUCAGCUUUGAGGACUGUAUACUAUGCGUCUACUGACGCUGAUGCUUACUCAAUUGUUUAGUGCUCCCCAGGUACAAAGCACUCAUUGUGAAAAUAUCAAUAAGAACUGCCUCACAUAAUACACGUAGGCAUACAUUCUAACAGACUGUACAGCCUUACAUUGUGAAGAGAAAGAAGGCCAGCUUAGUUGUAAGGUUAGUCGAUUAUUUGGCUUGAGUGUUAAUGCUGACUUUUCACUUCUCAUUUGGUUCAGUCUGCUUAUAAUUAUAACAGUUAUGUUGUUGCAAUAUGGUUAGAUGUUAAUUUGGAGAAUCACGCUGCUUGGAAAGGCCUUAACUUAUACAGUGCAUGCUAAGCUUUAACUGAGAUUGUUCUCUGAGCUGCCAGUGGAACUGGCACAAGUCUUAAUUGGUAGAGAUGUAAUAUAUCUGAGCUGGCUCAAUGUUUAAGACAUACGGACAGGUAGCUGUAGUCAGGUUAAAGGUGAAGGAAGCACUUUCUAAAUUGUAGAUGUUGCUCACACACACACAGCACGGGAGAUUUUGGAUGGAGACGGACUAAUUUGCACUGAAAGCACAAUUACAGUAUUAUGUUGAAACUUUUAGCCAACAUUUUAUGUUUUACCUUUACAAUGUUUAUGAAAUGAAUUCUUCUUCAUUGGAUAUUUUUCUGUUAUAGCUUGGGUUAGUCUUGUAUAUUUGGAACUAAUAUUUAGGUUUAGUUUGGCAUCCUCGUUUGGCUGUUGUAUGUGAUGGUGUUGCAGAGUUCCUCGGUAAAGAUGUCAUUCUUUCUAUGAAAGAGCUAUUGUGUGUGUGGAAGACUUAUACACAUCCUAUAACGCUCUGGUAUUUGUAGUUCUUUUCAGCAGCUGCUUGGAUCGUGAUCAGUGUAUCUGUUAAGAGAUUCAUUUCCCAGUUCUCACUCUUUCCAAUCUCAAAAUGCCUUUUUGCGUGUGUCACCGUGUACAUUGAAGUGUGUGUUUUGGGAUACGAAUGGUUACCACAAUAAUAAAUACAUUCGAAGAUUC
This is a messenger RNA of Oncorhynchus masou masou (cherry salmon), 4386 nucleotides long. Its product is annotated as phosphatidate phosphatase LPIN2-like. Bases 85 to 3105 code for a protein of 1006 amino acids. Gene Ontology annotation, biological process: positive regulation of transcription by RNA polymerase II; fatty acid catabolic process; cellular response to insulin stimulus. Gene Ontology annotation, molecular function: transcription coactivator activity; phosphatidate phosphatase activity. Gene Ontology annotation, cellular component: cytosol; endoplasmic reticulum membrane; nucleus. The record is from RefSeq and is a predicted model, not a curated record. The transcript is spliced from 21 exons. NCBI's taxonomy places the organism in Eukaryota, Metazoa, Chordata, Actinopteri, Salmoniformes, Salmonidae.